This is a messenger RNA of Pecten maximus, 7405 nucleotides long. RefSeq names its product kinesin-like protein KIF12. Bases 709 to 3339 code for a protein of 876 amino acids. The transcript has 14 exons. Gene Ontology annotation, molecular function: ATP binding; microtubule binding; microtubule motor activity. The record is from RefSeq and is a predicted model, not a curated record. NCBI's taxonomy places the organism in Eukaryota, Metazoa, Mollusca, Bivalvia, Pectinida, Pectinidae. Gene Ontology annotation, biological process: microtubule-based movement.
UGCGACUGUGGCUGGAUUUAGUGAGUGAUUGCGACUGUCACUGGAUUUAGCAAGUGAUUGCGACUGUCACUGGAUUUAGUGAGUGAUUGUGACUGUGGCUGGAUUUAGCGAGUGAUUGCGACUGUCGCUGGAUUUAGUGAGUGAUUGUGACUGUGGCUGGAUUAAGUGAGUUAUUGCGACUGGCUGGAUUUAGCGAGUGAUUGCGACUGUCACUUGAUUUAGUGAGUGAUUGUGAUUGGCUGGAUUUAGUGAGUGAUUGCGACUGUCGCUGGAUUUAGUGAGUGAUUGCGACUGUCACUUGAUUUAGUGAGUGAUUGCUGACUGGCUGGAUUUAGAGAGUGAUUGCGACUGUCGCUGGAUUUAGUGAGUGACCAGAAUGGAAUACAUUUAAGUGAAACAAGGCUGAGAUUGACUGUGUCCUGACGAUGAGGUACCAGGCUGAAGACAGACAGCAGGCUGUACCAGGCAGGCCUGUCUACCAACAGCCAGAGUUGAGGGAUCCCCCAGCCUACCACCCAGGGCCCCCUAGGGGACAACAGGGCUACCAUCUUCCUGUGAAUGAUCGUCAGCGAUAUUAUGAUCUGAAAGCAAAUAAUGGACAGGAUAGAACACCAAAUCGGGGACAGGAUUAUAAAAAUUCACCAAGGUAUGAUAGGGAUGGUAAUAGACCUCAAAUAAGGGAUACUCCACGCAGGGGAGAUAAUCCUUAUGACAACUUUGACAGGGGAGGCAAUCAGACUAAUGACUUGCCUAACAUUGAUCCAAGGUAUAGGAGAAAUCCACAGCAGCAUGAAGAGAACUUUGACCAGAGAAAUAUUCGUAAGGAUGAGCCAUAUAAUGAACAUCAACAGAGAUACCAAGGUACCUAUGUUACCAGACAGGACACUGAUCGGCAAAGAUACCCCUGAUCGCGACCAGCCUAACACUCAGAGAGGUCCCAACAACCAGGUACCUUUGCAUUCUCGUGGGUCUGUGCGUCCAAAUGUACUCCCACAGCAUGACAAGCUGUUCUUAGACAGUCCAGCACAUGGCACGCCAAGGCUUAAUCAACCCUACGCUAAUACUGACCGCAGAAAUCGUGACCCUUUUGGCCCAGAUCCAUACUAUGAGAACUCAUCUCCACAACAUAUGGCCCCUAUUCAGGGUCCAGCUCAUCCGCAAUACAGUGGUAGAUCCCAUCCCCCACCCAGGAGGAUAGAAAAUAACAAUGGGUUAAGGCCAUUCAGUGAGCAAAUACCUAACCGAGUUGAGGGUGGGCUAAACCAAGACCAGGGACGGAGGAGUGAGUCCCAGAUUAUAGACAAAAGGACAGGGAAACAAUUCUCAAAGGAAAACUCCAACGUGCAAUAUUUAUUGAGGAACAAUUCCAGGACCAAAAGCUCUAUUAGGGGGUCAGGAGUCACACGUCCGGCAAAUGUCACAGGUCAAACUACACAGGGCAGACCAGAGGACAACCGAGGUCACGCCAGGGUUAGUCAAGGUCAAACUAAUGAUGAUAGUAAAACUAGAAACACUGCUGUAAAAGGUAUAAUGUCUGGACGGAGGUCUGAUUUAGAACGGGAAACUGCACAGAAAAAGACGGUCGAAUUUCAAGAUGGAAAUAAACAGAUAAAUAGUGAUCUCAAAAUUGUAGAGCCGAUAGACCAAACCAAAAAUGAUUCCGGUAAAACAAAACAGGAGGGUAUAGGAAGUAAAACUGGGUAUGAAUUCCCAGACGUGGAUGAUUUAGAUGACGUUAAUCUGGAGGAUGUCGAAGGGGUUUAUGAGGGAAAGGAUAUAUACAUGUGUUACUUAAAGACUGAGCAAGGAGCUCUUGUAGGGCCACUUCGCUUUGACAUCGAAGAUAUCAGUAUAGGACUUCCAGACACUGAAUCAUCAGAAGACAAGCUGGAAACACAGGAAGGUAUGAAGUACCGGCAGACAGGGUCACAUGGUUUAAAUGAGACGUCAAGUCGCAGUCACAGUAUGAUGACGCUGGCCAUCGACUCCGAGCUGCAGGAUCCUGAGGACGAGAACCUGUACAUUACAAAACGUGGCAAGCUCACAUUUGUGGAUCUCGCAGGAAGUGAGAAGGUCAAGGAUUCACAUUCCACAGCGGAGACUUUGAUUGAGUCCAAUAACAUCAACAGGAGUUUGCUGGUAUUAGGAAACUGUAUUUCAUGCCUUGGUGACCACCGGAAAAGAGGAGGCCAUGUUCCUUACCGAGACAGCAAGCUGACAAAGCUUCUGGCAGACAGUCUAGGUGGCAGUGGAGUCACCCUCAUGAUUGCCUGUAUCACCCCCUCAUCCCAUCAUAUAUCAGAGACCAUGAACACACUGAGAUAUGCCAGCAGAGCCAAGAAAAUCAGAACUAAACCACUAAUCAAAAUGGAUCCUAGAGAAAAGUUGAUUAUGAGUCUGAAGAGAGAGAUCAAAAUACUCCGCAAUGAAAAUCAGUAUUUGCGUCAACAGUUGGAGUUCCCAGAGAAAACUAAAGCAGCCAUGCAGAAUGAAAGUGAUGAGAAAUAUAAGAAAUUUCUGAAGGAUCAAGAAAAUAACAAAAGCAGUGACCAGCCUAAGAAGGAUCCCAAGUCUGAGGAAGCUGGCUUAUAUGAAAUGUUACAGGAAUAUAUGAUUGAAAAUGAGGCUUUAAGGACUGAAAAUGCUGAUCUACAUGCAACAAAAGACAAGAUUCGACGAGAACAACAACUUCUAUACAAAGACAAUGAGAAGAUGAUGAAGAGGAUCGAGGAUUUAGAAAGGUUAAUUGGUCCUACUGCCUGGCGACGUCCACCAAUUGACCCCUACAGCCAGCCGUCUUCCAACGCCCCCUCACAGGUUCAGUCCCCUCGCCAGUCACCAGCUUUACAGUACCGCUCGCCUCAACCCAGUGGUCAGCCUUUUCCUAUUGGUCAACAAGGACGCUACCCAUCACAAGAGCAAUAUGCUGUGGCACCGAGUCCUAAUGGAACCGCAAGGGGCAAGGGUCCUCCUCCCCCUCCUCCACCCAAUAACAGCAAGCCUCGACGACCCCCUCACAGACUCGCAGAACCCAUCAUGAGACCAGCUCAAAUACCUCCUGAUCACCAAAAUGGUGGACCUGCUUAUGAUCACCCACCUCCCAGCAUGCCUCAGCAGCACAUGGCAAAUGGACCAAUCAGACAAGAAUCACCUGCUAGGAUGGAUAGCCGAGCUACUUCCCAAUUAUCGAAUACAGAAUCAGUGCGUUCAAUGAAUGAAAAGCUAAAACAAGAACUUGUUGAGCUGGAAGGGGAAAUAGCUCAUCAUCAAAAUAUGAACCAGAGGACUAGGUCAAGCAUGUACGGGUCACAGGCUUCUAUCAGGUCUGGACCCAGGUGACAGAACUCAAUCAUCACCUAAUCUUCCAUGUAACAGUAUCAGUGUCUUAUAGGUACAGGCGACGGGCCACAUGUACAGCUGCAGGGCCAUGCUACACCUCUGUAGGGCUUCCGUGUACAGCUGCAGGGCCAUACUGGUAAGACUCCUCUGAAGGGGCCACAUAUACAGAGGCAGGGCCCUUCCUGAGAUGCCUCACACAAACAGCAUGAAGAGCCAUCUGCAGGACCAUGAGAAUAUGAACUCUUUAAUUGCAACAGAUCAACAUUGUAAGCAGCAGCCGUUUCAAAGUUCACCUAACAUAUUUUUUGAAGAUUUCUAAUUCAAGGAAUAUUUGUCCUGAAACAUAAUUUUCCUAUAAAUUUGAAAUUAUAUCAAAUUUUCAUUCAUUUGUUAAUCUCAAAAAAGGAAAUCCUGUACAGUUUUAAAAUACACAUGUCAAAUUCAUUAUGUUAUAUUCGCAUAUUAACAAUUCUGAACUCAAUAAAUGCAUCUUCACUUUAUAUUACUAAUUUCAUUUAAAUAUGGUAUUCAACUAUAAUUGCUUUUUAAAUGAAAAUUCACAUCCUUAAUUAUAAAUAACUCACUUGAAAAAGAUGUCUAAAAAGGGUAUUAUUUAUUUGUAAAUUUUGCAAGGUUUAAAAUUCCUUAUUGCUAGACACCCUAGGCACUAUUUGGGGAUAUGAACAGAAUCUUUGACCAAUCAAUGCUCGGUUGGUACUGAACAAGGAAUAUUAGGGUUCCAAGGAUUCAUCUUAACUGUGCUAGCUGGACUGUUAAAUGGUCAGAAUGCUGAUCAUCUAGUAGAGCCUGUCUGUAAUGGAGAGUGAGAAUGAGAGUUAAUUUAUGCUGCAAGUGUGUAAUACUUUUGUUCAUCUGUACAUAAUAUCAUUUCUUAUAUGUCUUGUAUUUUGUGUGAUGCCAACAUUCUGUGUAAUGGUGUAUGGAUUGUAUUGUAGUGGUCUACAUAAGUUCAAAUGUCAAUCACUACAUUAAUUUUGUUGAGUUACUGUAUAUUUGGUUAUUUUCACAACAGUUUUAUUAUAAAGCUUUAAAUUUCAUAGUAGGACUCUACUGCAAAUUUAACAUGCACAACAAAAAAAUUCAAUUCUGAAACUGCUUGAAGAUUCAAAUUUAAACAAGACAAACACUCCUUUCAUUAACUAUCCUGUGUAAUGAGCUAGUAAUAGACCUGGUCCAAUUCAAUUUUACAUCUAUACGAGAAAAGUUUUAUCCUGAUGAAAUUGUGAAAAUAACACUGUAUGAGUUGAAAGUCUGAACUCUGUAUUAGUUGAGCCAGAGAGCUAGAGCCAGCACAUGCAUCGACUUUAAUGUCCAUGUAAACAUACAUGUUAAAGCCAUAGUUAAACUCCACACAGAACCUAUGUUGGGUUCUACAUACAACUCACAGAAAAUAAGGGGAUUAUUUUUAUUCAAACAUUUUGUACAUGAUGCAAUCCUGUCUGGUUUAAAUUGGCUGUAAAUGUUCAUUAAUUAUUAUUUGGCAAAUUAUCUUGGUAAGUUUUAUUUGAAUUGAGAGGACAUUGGUGGUGGGCGUAAAUUUAUGAAUUAAUCUCCUUGCAAAUAAGAUUUUCUUAAAUAGGUCAACAGCAAAAAUUUCAAUUCUAUCAAGUUCACAAAUUGAAUGUUAUUUAAAUUUAUAUCUGAAGUGUUCCAAUUAGUUUAAGAAAGAAAAAAUUAAUAAAGAACAAAAUUAUUAACAAAAUUCAGUCGAAAUGAUUUACCAGUUUACGGCCUACGUGACUCUUCCUUACUGCUGGGUUGAUUAUCACUGACUUUAGUCAGUCAUUGUUCUGUCAGGAUUAUAAAAUUCAAUCUGAGUUGGCUACUAAUAGUUUACAUGUAAGGUCUCAAGAGUAUUUGUUUCUUCUGUUAAGUACAGUGUGUCAUUAACAAGAUUUACAUAUUUAGUUCAUAGAAAUUUAUUGAAAUUGACCAAGCUCAACAUUGGCAUAUGUAUGUUACAAUCAUAUUAAAAAGUGGUUUAUAGGUUUCAUGAUUCUGAGCUUUUGGUUCAGUAUAUCGGUGAUUACUUCCUAAAAUUACAUCAGAUAGCUCAUAGCAUGACAUUGCAAUAUUUUUAUGUCAAAAUUGUGUUAUAUAUCAUCAAAUUUAUGUUUAAUCGGAUUAGAGACAGAAAUUGUCCAGUUGUUGCAAAGAAAAUUUAGAUUUGUGUGAUUGUAGUACAGGUUAUGGGAUGGUAAACAAAAUAUGUAAAUUACAAUGAUUUAUCAUAAUUUAUGUCAAUGUAAUGGGUUUUUUAUUCACAAAUAUGAUCAUCUACCUGAAAACCUUGGGAUUAUACUUGAAAAUAAAUUGAGGAAAUCUUACAUAACUCGCCUUAUUCUGAAUGUCAGCAAGAUGUUUAUAAACUUCUAUUUCUGUCAUUUUGCAUAUCACCUGUUCAUACACUUACUAUAUUCACUGUGAAUGACACCAUGCAAGGGCGCUUAAAAUAUGGUAACAGCGGGGCGCUUAUUAAGAUAACAAAAUCUAUGUUAUGAGUCUAGCUUUGAUCACCAAACUUAAUCAAGUCUCUACAAUUGUCAUAUAAUAUGUAAGUAAUAGGACUUAUUUUGAAUUUUUUUCAUGAUAGGAGGGGCUUUUAUAUAUUAUUUCAAUUUCUUUACUAGAGAGGGGAGGGGGCUUAUAGGGGAAAAGUGUUAUUUGCAGAGAAUAUGGUAUGUGAAAGGUGAAGUUGUACGAAUUGUUCUUCACAUUUCACAUACCAAAUUCACAACACCCUAUUUAGUCAAGUAAUAUUUCUUGUGUUAUACCAUUGACUUUAUUUAUUUUUCUUCUAUUUUAUUUAGACUGCUUAGUUGAUGCAAUUACCUGACAUUAUCAAGUACAAGAUAUAUGUAUCUUUAGGUGACUAUUUUGUAUUUCAGUUGAAAACCAUUGAUAAACUUUCUUUUUCUCUCAAUUAUAAACCAUUGGUAUACGUGUAUCGUCCAUUUCCCUGAGUUUAUAACCAAGAUAUAUAUAUAUAUAUGUACUUUCCUUUUCCCCAAUGCAUAUAUCAUUGAUAUGUUGGUUUUUAUACAAAAUACGUGUAAAGAAAAUCAGUAUAUAUAUUUCGUCCGUCCAGAAAAAUGAAACCCGUCCAAUUUUGUAAGUUCUUGUGAUAUUAACAGUUAGUCAGUGUUAAGUAUAGAAGGUGCAGUGUAAUAAGUGUCCACAACAAAACUGUUUUAUCUUAAUGAGCAUUUCAUUUCUGUGAUGUACAAGAUCAGUCUAAUUAAAAAUAAGAUAUCUUAUUAUAUUACACUACAUAUCGUAGUGUAACGAGGUAUCUGAUUAGUACAAUGUAUGUCCACAAUAGUUUUGUUGAGGACAUAUAUUAUACAUCAUAGAAAUUUUAUUAUCAAAACAUGCAAUAUUUAUUGUUUUCAAUUUUUAGUUUUAAAAUAUCCCAAGAAUAAAUUUGAAUGUUAAAUAAAUUAUUAAGAUUUUUUUUAUUUACAUUAUUCUUUCGAAAUGUUGACAGUAUGAUGAGGUUUUGUAGCUCAAAGUUUGAAUCUUAAAUGUAUUUUUAUGUAUCAUACCAGGUCUUUCAAUGAAUAAUCCUGAUGGUUAGUGAAGGAUAUAUACCAUGCAUCAUUGAAAAUGUAUAUGUGUGUUAUUAAUUAUUUUGUUGCUUUUGAAUAAGUGCUAUGUACUUUGUUGCCCAAUGUAAUAAUUUGACUAGUCUUUUAGAAUGAAAGAAAGAGUGGAAAUACAGAAUAGUAUUUUUAAUGUAAAGAUAUAUACUUUAGUAUAUAUAUAUUUAAUAAGUCAUCUUGUCUUAAAUAUGGAAUCCGUCCAAAAUGUUGUAGAUAACCACAGGGACUUGACAGGAAUUUCCAACCUCACAGCACUUGUAAUAUACAUAUAUACAGACUGGUAUGGGAGUUUGUGUCAAGUUCCUGUGUAAAUAACUAAGAAUCUGUGAUAUGAAGUCCUUUGUACAUAAUGUAUAUUUGGUAUAGAUUGAUAUAUAACAUGUCUUUUAACCAGUCAGAAAUAAAAGAAUUUUACCACCAAUAACAGGUGGAAAAAACCAUGA